AUGUUCCGCCGCAGAAGACGGAGUGACACUCCUCCACCAACACCUGCAGAGCAGUUCAGAAGAGAUGCCGAGUUCACACUUCCAGCCGCAACCCAAGGCCAGUCUCCUUUGCUUACGCUACCUGCGGAGAUCCAACGGAUGAUCUUCACCGAACUACUUGGUGAUAAACUUGUUCACGUCCAUCUUCGCCAUAAGGACGACAAAAACGAACGAGAAGGAGCUCCCAGCAAGGUUUCGAGAUGGAUCCAUUGCGUCUGUCUUCGUGAACGCAACGCAGUUCCUCACUACCACGAUGAAAAGAACCACAAGUGGUGUUUUCUGUCCAUAAAUAUCCUCAGAACUUGCCAGUUGGCAUAUCUCCAGAGUCUCCCAGUCCUCUAUCAGACCAACACCCUAGCCUUCCGCUGUGUGAGAGAUGCGACACUGUUUGAAAGUCUUUUUGUGCAUUUCUCGUCACUGAUUCAGUCUGUCGAUCUUUAUUGUACUGACUGUGGCUGCUUCGCGGAAAACCUCUGCCGUAGACAGUGCCACAGCGAUCGCCGUUGGAGAAUGAAUAUGUACAAUUUCGACAGCUACUACCAGUUGUUCUUGAAUACAACAAGCAGCAGUGCUAAAAUCAGAAUUUUGAGGCUCUAUUUCGAGAAUGAUGACAGCUCAUCCUUCCACCAUCGAAUAAAAGCGCUGCUAUCAUCCAGCGUUCAACCUGACGCUCAGAUUCAGAUAUUUGUUCCAGGCGAAUUUGACAAAAGGGCAGAUGCGACAAUCAAGGUGGAAGCUCCACCUACCAAGCGUGAUCGUGUCACUGUCAUCACACAUGCGAAGAACCCUUUCUCCGUCUGUCGUGGAGAAAUGUCAGACGAAGAGGCCGAACAACACACUGAUGGCAAUGUAGGCCGUGUCGUGGAUUCUAAUCCUAGAGACGAAGGCUUGGCAUAG
Messenger RNA from Fusarium pseudograminearum CS3096, 936 nucleotides. RefSeq lists its product as uncharacterized. NCBI's taxonomy places the organism in Eukaryota, Fungi, Ascomycota, Sordariomycetes, Hypocreales, Nectriaceae. The transcript is spliced from 2 exons. The record is from RefSeq and is a predicted model, not a curated record. The coding region runs from base 1 to 936 and encodes 311 amino acids.